This is a messenger RNA of Entrophospora candida, 410 nucleotides long. Lineage: Eukaryota; Fungi; Glomeromycota; Glomeromycetes; Entrophosporales; Entrophosporaceae. The record is from the annotation of a GenBank genome assembly.
AAAUUGCACCUGAACUUUUUGCACUUAAUGAUCUUUCUAGAAGUUGGAAAAUGGUUGUCAUGGAGUAUCUGGCUGAUAAUAAGUACAUUAAUCUUUACAAUCUUCUGAAAGAAAAAAGAGAUAAUCAAGAAUAUUUACAACAAAAAGUAAUGGAUGCUGCAAAACUUUUACAUUAUGGGGAUUAUGUGCAUGGUGAUCUUAGAGCAUCCAAUAUCAUGGUUUCAACUGAUAUGAAGCAUAUAAAGAUUAUUGACUUUGAUUGGAGUGGAAAAGUAGAUCAAGCCAUUUAUCCAUAUUUUAUUAGUACAUGCUUACCAGAUGUUGACUGUGAAAAACCAAUUGCUAAAGAACAUGAUUUACAUCUUUUAAAGAAGUCUAUAGAAAAUUUAGAUUCUCAUAAUGUUACAUAG